AUGGUUUCUGUUAGAAGAAGAGCUGCUAAUGCUCGUGGUAAAAAAGCUACACGUCGUACUAAGGAUAAACAAAGAACUAUAAAUAUUGCAUCAAAUCCAAUUAUUGCCAAAAAUUGGGAUUAUUCAUUAACUUUAGCACAAAAUUAUAAAAAAUUAGGUUUAAAAGUUAAAUUAGGUACCCCAGCUGGUGGUCAAGAAGCUUCUCUUGAACCAAGAUUAAAACAUAAUAAUCCUGAUAAGGCUAAAAAAAGAUCUGAACCUAUUGGUGAUACUGAAGAUGAAAUACCUGAAGGUGAAGCAAAAAUUAUUAGAGAUGAAAAUGGUGAAGUUUUAAAAGUUAUUUAUGGUAAAAAGAAAGUUAGUAAUCAACCAGAAGAAGAAGAAUCCAAAACUGAAGUUGUUAAACAAUUAGAAGAAUAUGCUAAAUCAAAAGUUGCCAAAAAUGUUAGAGUACAGAGUGAAAGAGAAGAAGAUUGGUUAGAAUCAUUAUAUAAUAAACAUGGUGAUGAUUAUGCUUCAAUGAUGUGGGAUAAAAAAUUAAAUAUUUAUCAACAAAGUAGUGGUGAUUUAAGAAGAAGAAUAUUGAAAUGGAAGAAAAAAAAUGGAAUUAAUUAA
This is a messenger RNA of Hansenula ciferrii, 615 nucleotides long. It is a transcript of the gene NOP16, whose product is annotated as Nop16p. Lineage: Eukaryota; Fungi; Ascomycota; Saccharomycetes; Phaffomycetales; Wickerhamomycetaceae. Gene Ontology annotation, biological process: ribosomal large subunit biogenesis. The transcript has a single exon. Bases 1 to 615 code for a protein of 204 amino acids. Gene Ontology annotation, cellular component: nucleolus. The record is from RefSeq and is a predicted model, not a curated record.